Messenger RNA from Amblyraja radiata (thorny skate), 5152 nucleotides. RefSeq names its product EMILIN-3-like. Lineage: Eukaryota; Metazoa; Chordata; Chondrichthyes; Rajiformes; Rajidae. Bases 225 to 3056 code for a protein of 943 amino acids. The record is from RefSeq and is a predicted model, not a curated record. The transcript is spliced from 6 exons. Gene Ontology annotation, molecular function: protein binding.
AAUGUCAACGAAACGCCCACUCGCACGAGUCCGCUAAGUUGUGGAGGUGGGCGAGCGCUGGCGGCAAUAUAGACUCAGGACCACAGCUAAUGGCUCAUCAAUCGCCCCCUGCUCGGCAAAGUCCCGCAUCCAGGCUCUGACCCCGUGUGUGUGUGUGUGCGCUGUCGCUUCACCGUGCCGCUGAAUUCCGUCCCCUCGCCCCAUUCCUUGUUGUUUCUCAGCCGAUGCUCACUUGCUCCGAGUCUCAGGCGGCCGACGAGUUCUGUACCGCUUCCAGUGAAGGGACGGCUUCGACUGGGCUGCGCCGUUUCAUCUGGAUAUUAAAAGGCUGUCACGAUGUUAAAAAGCGCGUUGGCGUCUUCUUCUCUGAUUCUCUCCUGCCUUGUGGCGUUGACCCUUCUCACAUUCCUCGACGCCAAGGGAAUUAUUGUGCCUACGUUGUGAAGAAAAAUAUCACUUGUACGAUGCUGGAUGGCACAGAUACUUUUGUGAAAGCCGAAUACCAUCAGUGCACUUGGGGUCAAAUCAAGUGCCCAGGAGUGGUCAUGUAUCGGACUUUUCUAAGACCUAAAUAUAAAAUUGGAUACAAGACGGUGACAGAAUUGGAAUGGAGAUGUUGUCCAGGGUAUUCUGGUGAAGCUUGCCAGGAAGGUCCCAUGGGGCUUCCUGAACUUGGACCGUCACACCCAGGACCAAGGAAAGGUUAUUAUGGCCCUAAAGCUCCGGAUAUAUACGGGGAACGAAUAGACCGUUUAGAAGAUGAAAUGCGACGAUUUUCACAGUCAUUUGAGAAACUCCAAACAAUGGUUAGUGGAAUAAGUGAUAGCCUCAGGCUAUCAAUUCAGGAGGACACCAACAAAAUGAUUGUUUCUUUGCUGAAUAAUCUUAAAUACCCUGAUGCCGCAGUAGGCUUUGGAUAUAUAACUGAUGGCCUAGAAAGCCUGGGUAAAGGAGAACCCACAUAUCCACCAGCAAUGGGAGACUUGGUCGUCAAGGUGACCGAGGUUAAGGAUGUAUUGAAAACAAAGAGUGACUUGCUUGAUGAAGUUCAUGGGAUGGUGAUUGGCCAUGAUGGGCAACUCAGGCAACUACUGGAGGCUAAUAGACCCUCUUCGCCUAUAGCAACUGUGGAUUUCAUUGAUACUUACAUAGAUACCAAACUCACCAAGUUCAGAGCAGAUCUAUUAGAUGGCUUUGAAAACAAAUUGACAGAUGUGCAAUCUGUCUGUGAUUACAAGGUAAAGUUGGUCCAACAGCAAUGUGAUGAACAGAAAGACAUAAACCAAAGGCUUCAGGAAACGAUAGAUGGGAAAGAAUUGGACCUAAAAAAGGAGAUUAAUAAUUUACAGACUCAAAUUGAUGGAUUACCUGUAACCGAAAAUUGUUGUGACACAGUUAACUAUUUGAUGGAAAAAGUCAAUACCCUGGAACAGAACAUACAUGAAAUCUCAAACUAUCAAAGUUCACUAACAACUCGAUUUGAGAAUGAACUCCCACAGUUUUCUACCAUUAAUGUAGAAAAUAUUUAUGACAGCAGGUUAGAUUACAUUGAGGCUAAAAUCAAUGCAACAGAGCGAAGUAUAGAAGACAAUUGUUUGACUGUUGAGAACAACAUAAAGGGACAUUUUGGAGUCGAAUUAGAUGGCAUGAAAAUUCAACUGCAUGAUAAGCUAAAGGAAAUCGAGGGUCAAGUUACAAUUAUCAUUGAAGAGUUAAGUAACGUAACCACACCUGCAAACCUGGAGGGAGAGGUAAUCCCAAUGCUGGAAACAGAAGUUGCCUUGCUUAAAAAGCAAACUUACCACGAUUUGGAUAAAUUGGAGGGAAGACUUAUUGCCCUGGAAAAUCUGUGUCCAACAGAUUGCUUCUCAGUUGUUGGCAGCAUUGACAUUCUCAGAACAGAUAUUGAUGACUGCCAGAAAAACUGCCGAGAUAUUGUGACCCGGCUAGAUAAGAACUCUGGCCUACUCAAUAAACUCAACCAUUCCAUGUUUGAAAUACAACGAAGAAUUAAAGAAGAAGAGGAAUCCAGUAGCGUGCAUGGAGAAAUUACUUUACUGAAGAUCAACAUCAGCUCUGUUAACAGAACACUAAAAGGGAUCAAAGAGGCUGUCAGCAAAUAUGCUGAGGAUUUUGCAAAUGUUAACUCAACCUGGGAUGAGCAUGAACGCAAAAUGGUAGAUGAAGUUCAUCUGAUGCAACAGAUAUUGAAUAGCCAAGGUUCCCAGCUUGUGUUUAAUGACAAACGUGUCCAUGAACUCAAAGGAGAUCUGCAGCGAAUUAACCACAGGGUAAUAUCCGACCUCCACAACUGCAAGCACAAUGCUCAGGACAUCCAGAAGGAAGUGUUACAGGUUGACAGGCGAGUAGCUGAAAUGGAGAGUGUGUGCAGCAAACUGAAUGCAGUAACAACCAGUCUGGAUUUUAUUAAGGAUGCUUUGGAUAAUCAUGCUGGUGAUCUGUGGAGUUACUUAGACCAAAUGAAUGGAACUCUAAUGACAUACGGUCAUGAAAUCACUGGUCUGAAGAAUUCAGUGCACGAGUGCAAUUCCAUGAUUGCUGGCAUUGGAGACCAGACAUUAAUUGGAAACAAGGGUGUUACAAAACAAGUUAUAUUUUCUGUUGGUCUAACUGAAGAGCCCUUCACAGCUAAUAAUGGGGUUUUAAGGUUCAACAAAAUUCUCAUCAACGAUGGAGGUCAUUACGCAACCACGACAGGUAUAUUUACUGUUCCUCACAGUGGACAGUAUUUUAUUAGCGCUGUGUUGACUCCGCAGAGAAAUGAACGCAUUGAGGCGGUGCUGACAGUAUCCAACGUAAGCAUUGCACGAGCGGAUACUGCGGGCUACAGGACUGAACUACUAGAAAUUGCAAUGGAUAAAACUGAAAAACAUCCUGGAGGUGGCCUUGCUGUAUUCAGCCUAAUCUUCAGGCUGAAAGCUGGUGACGAAGUCAGUGUUGUUGUCAUGUCAGGAAAAUUAGCUUACACAGGAACAGAGGAGCUGUACUCGACUUUCAGUGGUGUUUUACUGAAUGAUUUACCAAUGCAUAGCUGACAAAGCCAACAUAGCAUGAGCAGCUAGAACUGAAAGAAGUAACCACCAUUUGAUUUUAAAUGAUUCCUGUAUAUCUCACAGCGAACAAACUGGAAAUACUUGUUUCAAACGUAGACAUCUGGCAAUCUGAACGAUACUAGAACGGUAAUGAUGCAUGGCCAAUCUAGAUUUUAAAAUCAAGAACCACUAAGUAAAACAAAACUGAGUUGCUGUAUAUUCAAGCUAAAUAUGUUUGAAAAUAAGGACUUUAGAUUACUGUCCAUGUGUUAAUCCUCCGAUAACAGUAAUAUCUUGCCAGAAAAAGACAGUGCUGCAGUAACUCAGUGGAUCAGGUAGCAUUCCUGGAGAGCAUGGAUGGGUGAUGUUUUGGGUUGGGACCCUUCUUCACCGGUCUGAAGGUGGAUCCUGACCAAAAUGUCACCUAUCCAUAUUCUCCAGGGAUGCUGUCUGACCCACUGAGUUACUCCAGCAAUUUGUCUUUGUCUGAAUGAGUUAAAUAGCUUAAGAUUUUAUGAGCGACCUUAAAAUAAAUGUUUCAGUUGGGGCCAUUUAAUCUAACUAAUUUUUCUCUUCAAAGUAAGUCCCACAAAAAAAAUGCAAAAAUGCAAGAGAACUGAACAGCAUGAAGUACAAUCUGGUGCACAACAAGUGCCGGGGUAAAUCAACAUUUGGAGUUCAAAAAUGUCCUGUAUUGGUUUGAAUAUUAUACUGGCAUAACCAUUGCCUGCUAAACUGUAUAUCAGGGUAUUAGCGACCAUCAGCCUGUAUAAUACGGUUAGAUAAUACAACCAGGCUAAGUUUUGUUUUCUUAGACAUUAUGAUUCAGGUAGCCUAAAACAUCCAUGUAGUUGCCAGUGUAAUUUAUUUUGAAAUGUAAACUGUAAUACUUUAUGAAAAUCCUUCAUUCCCUUAUGCAGGCUGACCUACAUAAUCCAUGGCAAUUUUCAUUUCUUCACUUUAAGUUGAUGGACAUUGCCUUUCAUAUUAAAAUAUCCAAAGAUUUAGAAAGUAGAUAAAUUAAAUUAACGGUAGUUACCUGGACUCAACAGCAAUAAAGAGCAAAUUGAGAAAUGAGGGAACAUACAUUUAUCCUCUUAUGCGCAAUAACAUUAUUUCUAUCAAUAUGCCAAUCAUGGUCAGUUAUAACAGAGAAUUUUGAUCAAGAGGUCUUAAUCUUUUAGCAGUUGGCAACUCGUAAGCUUUCAGUGUUUGAACAUUAUUGAUCGAUAAAUUGUUUUUACAUCAGAGCAUUAAUUAGAUUAGUGCUAUAUUGCAUUUGUAAUAUUCAGUAACACACUUUUAUGGCAGAAAUUAAAAACUGCAUCUUCAAUAUUGGUAUAACAUGUUACUGAGUGGUUGUGAAUGGUCAAAGAUUGUGAAGUGGAUGAAUGUAUUUAACUGAAACUAGUUGUGUUAAAAAUAACAUUCAAGUACAGAUUAUAGCACAGUAAUUACUUAAGUACUUGAUCAAUUUACUAUUUUAGUGAGUUGACGGUAGACUAGUUUAGUUUAGUUUAAGAGAUACAGCUUGUAAACUGGCUCUUCGACCAAUCGAGUCUGUGCCGACAAGCAAUCACUCCCGUACACUAAUUCUGUCCUACACACGAAGGACAAUUUACAGAAGCCAAUUAACUUACAAACCUGUACGCCCUCCGGAGCACCUGAAGAAAACCCACAUGGUCACGGGGAACAAGCAAACUCCGUACAGACAGCACUCGUAGUUGGGAUGAAACCCAGGACUCUGGCGCUGUAAGGCAGCAGCUCUACCCACUGUGCCACAGAGGAAACUGCCAGAACAUUUGUAGUGAUUUGAAAUAUUUGUCCAAAAAUGUAUUGAGAAAAUCUAUAAUUGUUAAUAUUUAGUAAUUAAUGCUAGCAUUACAUUGCAGUUCAGACAUUUUUUUUUAAUAUAACUAAGAAUUGUUCAACAUACACAUGAACUUGAAAUCCUCUUGUUUUGUAUAUUAGUGUACAUCUUUGAACAUAUGAAACUUGGUGAAAAAGCAAGUUUCUGGUGCUAUUUCUGUAAAUUAAAUACACAUUUUCUACUGUUUAAUUUAAUGUUUGCAAUAAACAUGGUUUAAAAUUAUGCCAAA